ACCUCCUUCUUCUCCUCCCUUGUUUGAGCGUCUCCGCCUGGGCUGGUGCAGUCUGAGGGAUGGGGGAUUAGAGCCUGCACCGUCCAACUACCUGUGUGGCCCCCGCAUGGAGGACAGUGGACAGGGAUGCGUUUGAUGCAGGACAUUUUAUCCGAGACACGAAUGCCUCCUCAGCAUUUUUUCGGACAUGCCGAAGUUACGACAUUUUAUUGACAACAUAUACCAAGGCAUUGCAUGUGCCAACUUUUUUCUGUGAAUAUGCCUUUGUGAGAAAACCCUGUGGCUCGUCACCCUCGCCGGGAUUCCCCGCACUAGUUUCAACGAGAGACGAGGAGGAAAAAAAGAGGAAAGAAAUCUGCAAAAAUGGACAAAGAAAGUACUGGCACUCAAUAUGAACCCGUGGCCGAGAUUGGAGAAGGCGCUUAUGGGAAAGUGUACAAGGCGAGAGAUUUGAAGAACGGUGGACGCUUUGUAGCCCUAAAAAGGGUUCGUGUCCAGACGGAGGAAGAAGGGAUGCCACUCUCCACCAUCCGGGAGGUGGCGGUACUGAGGCAGCUGGAGGCCUUUGAGCACCCCAAUGUUGUCAGGUUGUUUGAUGUGUGCACGGUCUCUCGGACUGACCGAGAAACCAAGCUCACGCUGGUCUUUGAGCACGUGGAUCAGGACCUGACAACCUACCUGGAGAAAGCCCCUGAUCCUGGAGUACCACCUGAGACCAUCAAGGAUAUGAUGUACCAGCUGCUCCAGGGGCUGGACUUCCUGCACUCGCACCGCGUGGUACACCGUGACCUGAAACCCCAGAAUAUCCUGGUCACCAGCGGAGGACAGAUCAAACUGGCCGACUUUGGUCUAGCCCGCAUCUACAGCUUCCAGAUGGCGCUCACCUCUGUGGUGGUGACACUGUGGUACAGGGCCCCAGAGGUGCUCCUACAGUCCAGUUACGCCACACCAGUGGACCUGUGGAGUGUCGGCUGCAUCUUCGCUGAGAUGUUUAGGAGAAGACCGUUAUUUCGAGGGAACUCAGAUGUUGAUCAGCUGGGGAAAAUCUUUGAUGUUGUUGGGGUACCAUCAGCAGAGGACUGGCCCCAGGAAGUGGCCCUACCACAGAGUGCUUUCAGCCCCCGGCCCCCUAAGCCCGUAGAGGACUUGGUUCCAGACAUGGAUGAGCAAGGACGGGCCCUCUUAAUGCAAUUCCUUGCCUUCAACCCCUCCAGGAGGAUAUCGGCCUUCGCUGCGCUCAGCCACCCCUACUUUCUAAGUGUGGACAGCCACAGUAGGAGUGUGUACGCGGCCCAGCCAAUCCCCAGCAACAAGCCCACUAUGGAGGAGAGGACUGCCUGACUGUCUUCCUUCGCCCUUAAUCAUCCCAUACAGUGUCUAUAAAAAGUAUUCUGCGCACCCCCCCGCCUUGGUGAUUUUCGUUCUUCAUUGUUUUUUCAGGGUUGUUAUUAAAGCUUUUUUGGCACUGAUAUAUAGAUAAAUCUUAAAUGUCAAAUCUUACAUAAAUCCGUUCAAAUAGUUUACAAUUUAAGAACAAAUGUACAGAACACAACAUUUGCCAAAGGGAUAUAGAUGUGGUUAAAUCUUUUUUAAGUUCUUAAACCAAUCCGGUCUGGAUUGUGAUUGGGUCAUUUGGGGGUUGUCCUUUUGAAGACGGCCCUGUGUAGCUGUAAAUCUACGGGUUGUUUUUCAGGCAGAAAAACAACCAUCUCCCAUCAGGACAGCAGGUUUCCUCUAGGAUUCUUUUGUAUGCUGCUUCAUUAAAUGUACCCCCCCCCCCCCCCCACACACACACACACACAUACCUUUGCCACCAAUAGCAGGCAUAUCAUUGAGUUUGUGGGUUAAAAAGCUUAAUUUUAGCAUCCUCCCGCCAGGGAGCCUUCUUUUGAUCCCACAUGCCUUUGUGUAAAUGCAAGUGGCCAUGCAAUUUUUCCAACAGUGGCUUUCUCUUUGCCAGUUGGCCCUAAAGCUAGAAAUGCAGAGCUGUGGAGUCAGAGUCCCUCAUCCCAGUAAGAGAGCCUUGUACCUUGACCACAGGCCUCCGUUGUGGCCUUAUGGCUUCUUCACACAUAACCUUUAGUUGUUGAGGAUGCUAUACUUGUACUCUACUCAAGUGCCGUCAGAGUUUACUGGCAUUCUAACUAAUUGGUUCUUCUCAAUACUCUUGUUGUAGGUCAGUUUGUUUCGGUUUCCAUAGUAUUGUAGUUUAUGCGCUGCUAAACAAAAAAUACCAUCCUAGAUUACGCACGUGAUCACUAUUCUACCUAUCAUUCAACUUCUAAAAAGCAGCUGGCUGCACCAGUGAAGCAGUCAUAUGAAUCAAUUUAAAGGGACAUUUUUGAAUGAAUAUCAGUGUCAAAAAAGCUUCAUCAACAGAGAUUGUGUUUUGAAUGUCCUGAUUUGGACCAAUGGGGCACAUACUUUUUAUAGUCAAUGUACAACACUUUAGGAAAGUACUCCUGAAGAGAGGAAAGAGUCAACAAAGAGGACACCAAUGCUCUCACCCACUGAAAAAUGCACGAAAGCUAUCUUCCUUCCAUGAACUGUUGGAUUGUAAUUGCUGCUUUUAGGUUGUUAAAUGUUGAUCUUCUGCGUUAACAAUGCAAAAAGACUUGCAUCUCACAUAGACUGGUAGUAGUGGGCAAGCAGACUGUAGAGGCCAUGAAGCAGAGGCCUCUUUAAGACCAGUGUUUAGCCUCGCAUGAGCCCCCCUUGACUGGGGGGCCGGACCACACAUGAUCCUGGGUGGACAGCGUGGGUCUCACCGGCCACAGUGCUUACUGUAGGUGUGUGCAGUGAGCAGAUAUACAAGACCAGAUAUGUACAAAACAUGUAGUGUGUGCACUACCACUGACCGUUUGCUUAUGCACACACCUACUUAUUGAAACGUUAUUGGGCAUCACAAGCCAGCUACUCACUGCCAUGUUGUGUCUUAUCAUUCCAGUCCUGCGUGUAUUAUAAUACUGCCACCCUGAGGAGGUCCUGAGUAGCUGCAGACCAGUAGCAGGAUUCUAAUGGUUUCUGCACUCUUCUAGGAACUCAUCAUAAUGGGCUGAUAUCGGUGCUGAGACGAUGAUGGAAAAAAACUAAUAGAAAUGCUCCUGCCACUCACUAAUCUGCCAUCAUGGGCUUUUUAUCAUAAGAUACAAUUAAUAUUUACAAUCCGAAUGUAACAGUAAUUCACAGGCUUGCAAUAGGUGGACAAUGUCCCACCAGCACUAUUCAACAUGAAUACAUUUGGCACAGAAUGGUGUCGCCAAUAUUCUGUAUUUAAUUUAAAUUUAAAGUCUUAUUUUCAUCAGGUCGUUACUUGAUUUAAAGAUGCUGGGGCAUACAAUAUUCGUACACCAAUUACACCAACUGUUUAGAUGAAGAUAGGAUUUGUGUAAGAAUAGUUUGACAAUGUAAGAAAUGUAUAAAGGAUAGGCAGUGGUACUGUACAGUAUAGAGUGCUAAAUACAAGCUGUAAUGAUAGAAGACUUUUGAUCUGCGCAUCGUCAGCCCCUAGAUAUGUCGUACAAAUGGAUAGACGUAGAGAGUAGCGAGGGUCUGUGGAAUGUUGUUUGGCAAGAGUAUUUUGUCCAUUGAAAAUGUGUUGUGGGCUCUCUGGGUGCUUGUUGCAUUUAAUUUGCUUUGGAUUGAGUGACUUUGAAUUUGACAUAGCUUUUGAUAAUGAAAUAAUGCACAAAUAUCUAGUGUACAGUUUUUGCUUAUUUUACCGUCAUGUCCAGUUACAUUCAAGUUCAGCUAUUUUUUACCAGAAAGGAAAAAGCAAGUAAUACAGAGUUGUAUUUUUGUAUGUAGUAGUUCUUUCAGAACAGUAACAUAUUUGAACACUGGUUUACGUUUUCUUAACAGGUAGUGCUGCUAGCACACACACACUCUCCGACUUUCUCAGGUUCUUGUUAUGGUCGUCCGAACCGUUCGGGCACAGUUUGCACAUCUCUGGGCUACUAACUGACCACAUCACAACACCUUCAGGUUUUCUUUCAAGCUGUUCCAUGAUCAUGUCAUUGAUCAUAGUCUACUGUCAUUCCUAUUUAUCAAAUAUAUGUUACUGUAGUCAUUACUGUCUGAAGAUAACUGCCUGUAUCGAAUGUUUCCCCUCCUCCCCCGGCAACUUGUAAUUGCUAGAUGGCGAACACAAUGUAGAUUCAUGUAUAAUUGUCUGCUUGACUAAGCACUGUGUGAACUUUUCUAUUUGAUAACGCCUUACAUCUGGUGUCCGUGGCGCGUACAAUGCAUUACUGAAAAUAAUGACUGUUAAUACAUUUCAAUCUCAGAACACAAAACUGAAGUCAACUGUUGAGCGUUUUAGAACUUUAACUGUUUUGAAACCAACAUAGCUUCAUCCAUCGUAUAACUCAAAUUACACAUUAUGUUCCUGUGUCACAUUUCUGAUUAGCAUACAGAAAUGGAGGCUGGGAACAACACAAUCAUGGCAUUAUACUUAUGUAUGAAUGCAGGCAUUGGUGUCUUAUUAUUGUGUUGCACCAGUUGAAUAAAACGCAGCUUUUUGUGAA
This is a messenger RNA of Pseudoliparis swirei, 4526 nucleotides long. It is a transcript of the gene cdk6, whose product is annotated as cyclin dependent kinase 6. Gene Ontology annotation, biological process: regulation of gene expression; signal transduction; cell dedifferentiation. The record is from RefSeq and is a predicted model, not a curated record. Gene Ontology annotation, cellular component: cyclin-dependent protein kinase holoenzyme complex; nucleus; cytoplasm. The transcript has 8 exons. Gene Ontology annotation, molecular function: cyclin-dependent protein serine/threonine kinase activity; ATP binding; cyclin binding. The coding region runs from base 364 to 1341 and encodes 325 amino acids. Lineage: Eukaryota; Metazoa; Chordata; Actinopteri; Perciformes; Liparidae.